GCUAGAAAGUUUACGUCUUUUUUCCACAGAUUAAAAGAACAUCGUACCAUUCAACAUGGCAGCAUAGCAGUGAUGUCGCCCAAAUUUUUAUCAUUCUCUUAACCAAACCAACAUGGCUGUAAAAAUGGAAGGGCCGCUUACCAAGUGGACAAAUGUUGUUCAAGGUUGGCAAUAUCGUUGGUUUGUUCUUGAUGAAUUUACUGGUCUUUUGUCGUACUACACGUCAAAAGACAAGAUGAUGAGAGGAGCCAGACGAGGUUGCUUAAGACUGAAGGGUGGAAAAAUAGGAAUAAAUGAUGAAGAUGACAGCACAUUCACUAUAACUUGUGACCACAGAACAUUUCAUUUUCAAGCACGUGAUGCUGAAGAGCGGACACAAUGGGUAAAAUGUUUAGAAGAAACCAUAACAAGCCACACAAAUGGCGGCUUAAUUGGUUCAUCUGGAGUUUAUUCAAUUCCAACUGAAGAGGAAUUAAAUCGUCGCAUGCAAGAAGCAGAAGCUUAUUUCCGCAUUUUAACGCGACAAGUUAAGCAACUUGAAUCUCAGAUUAAUCACUCAAACAAUUCAAAAUCAGAGCGUUCAAUGAUGUUAAAGGACUCUCUAACUCAAAUGAUUGAAACUAUGGGUCAAACCAUUGAACUUCUACAUGACGCAAAGAUAUCUCUUGCUAAAAAGGUACCCGUUCCAGUUGUAUCUUCACCACACCUUAACAAGACAACAAAACCUCCACUCCAACAAAAGUCUUCUGACUUAAGUGAAAAGUCAUUGGAACAAAAUAGUAGUGAUAUCAGUUGUUCUCCAACUCGCUCAGUCAAAUCUCGAAGCAGUAGUGGCACAGAUAAUGUUGAAGUGGCUUGUGAGGCAACAGAAAGUGAAAAUCAGAUAACAAAAACAGAAAAACAAGCAUUGGAAGAAUGUAAUAAACACGCACAAGAAUUAAAUUACAUAAACCUUGAACACUCUGACACUAAUUAUGCUCCUGCUAUUGUUCCUAUUAGUUCUUACACGAGUAGCGAUGAAGAAGACAUUGACGAGUUUUAUGAUGCGAAUGAACAGUUUAGUGAGAUAACUGUUGAAGAUAUAGAAAAUAGUUUAAAAUUGGAAGAAGAGCAAUUAUACUCUAAAACAAAAACAUCUGAUAACGAUUUAAUUGAUUUAAAUUUGAUAGAACAAGAAGAGAAAACAGAUGAAGAGGAAAAAAGUAUAGAAAAUCAGAAAGAAAUAAGACAAUCACCUGAUUCAAUUUCAACAGAAUCUGAUGAAUUUGAUAAAGAUGAUCAAAAUACUGAUGAUGAAGAAAGUGAUGACAUGCAACAACAUGGCUCUGUCAUUACUCAUUUACUUUCGCAAGUCAGAAUAGGGAUGGAUUUAACCAAGGUUACACUACCCACUUUCAUUUUGGAGCGUCGGUCACUGCUUGAAAUGUAUGCUGAUUUUUAUGCCCAUCCUGAUUUGUUCAAAGGUGUUCCUGAUUUGGCAGAUCCGGGUGAUCGUAUGAUUCAAGUUCUACGAUGGUAUCUUUCAUCAUUCCAUGCCGGUCGUAAGGGUUCAGUAGCAAAGAAACCUUACAAUCCUAUUCUUGGCGAAACGUUUCAAUGUUUUUUUAAUUUAACUGAUGAUCAGAGUAAACGCAAAACUCCGGAACAUUUGUCAACAGAUGGUCCUAUACCAUGGGCCACAAAAGAUGAUGUCACCUUUGUAGCAGAGCAAGUUUCUCAUCACCCACCUAUAUCAGCGUUUUAUGCCGAAUGUGAAAAUAAGCGCGUCUGUUUCAACUCUCAUAUUUGGACCAAAUCAAAAUUUCUUGGAUUAUCAAUCGGUGUCCAUAUGUAUGGAACUGCGCAUUUGUUUGUUUCUGAUCACGAUGAAGAAUACAUUGUUACAUUUCCGAACGCAUAUGGAAGAUCUAUUCUCACUGUACCAUGGGUUGAGCUUGGUGGCAAGACAGAAAUUCAAUGUCCAAAAAGUGGUUAUUCCGUACAAAUAGACUUCCUUACAAAGCCAUUUUAUGGAGGAAAGAAGAAUCGAGUAACAGCUGAAGUAUUUGCACCCAACCAGAAGAAAGCAUUUAUGUCUGUGUAUGGAGAAUGGAAUGGAAUUAUGUAUGCGAAAUACGCAAACAAAAAGGAACCUGAAGUGUUUGUUGAUACGUUCAACAUGUCAAUCAUCAAAAAGAAAGUGAAAGUGGUUGGCCAACAAGAAGAGUUUGAAUCUAGAAGGUUAUGGAAAGAUGUAACAGUUAGCUUGCAAAAGAAUCUGAUCGAAAACGCCAGUGCUUCGAAACAUAAGCUUGAGGAGAAGCAACGCCAAGACGCGAGAGUAAGGAAAGAAACAAACACGAAAUGGGUGACCAGGUUAUUCGAUGAAUGGGAAGAAGGAACGGAACACAAAUAUUUUUAUAAAUGGCCGUUGUAUAAAAGACUUGGUUUACCGAAACCUGGAGCCAGCGCUCAAAGAUAACAAUUUGGCACCGUAGAUGACUUUUUAUAGCUAACAAUUUCGUUAGUAAUAUUUUUAUUUUUUUCUCACCAACAAAUUAUUUUUCUCUGAUUCCGUCUUCACCUUUUUUGAAUGAAUCUUCGGCUACCGUCAAUUCGGUCAUAGAAAUGACUCCAGAACAUUCGUGAACAUUACGAACUUGUGUUUUAAACUUGUCCAUUUUUUUUAGUUAAGUUUAAUUUUUAUAUAGUGUAAAACUAGCUUUAAUUUGGAGUUGCGAAAAAUUUACAAGAAUUAGUAUUUUUAAUAAAUCUUAUAUUUUGAGCACUUAGAGUUAUAAUUUUUUUUUAUUCACUGUGCUUUAUGAACUAUAAAAGGCUUUGCAGGGCAUUGAUUGAUUGAUGAUUGGUUGGUAAUAAGGUUAGGUUACCGUCACAUUGUACGAGUUUUUUUCCUUUGAUGCGUUAUUUAUAUAUCCACCAUUAUGUAACUUUACAUUGAAAUCAAAUAGUAUUUUCUUUAG
Messenger RNA from Hydractinia symbiolongicarpus, 2963 nucleotides. RefSeq names its product oxysterol-binding protein-related protein 9-like. The record is from RefSeq and is a predicted model, not a curated record. Lineage: Eukaryota; Metazoa; Cnidaria; Hydrozoa; Anthoathecata; Hydractiniidae. Bases 113 to 2461 code for a protein of 782 amino acids. Gene Ontology annotation, cellular component: cytosol; intracellular membrane-bounded organelle; membrane. The transcript is spliced from 24 exons. Gene Ontology annotation, molecular function: sterol binding.